CCAUCCAGCACCAUGGCGAUUUGGCUCCAGGCAUUCCCUCUGCUGGUCCUGCUGGUCCUUUCCUCCUCCCCAGGGGCAGAGUCCAGCUCAAGCCAGCGCCUGUGCGGCUCCCACCUGGUGGACGCCCUCUACAUGGUUUGCGGGGACCGCGGCUUCUUCUACAGCCCCAAAAGUAGGAGGGAGGCGGAACCACUGCUGGGUUUCUUGUCUCCCAAAUCAGGCCAAGAGAACGAAGUGGACGAAUACCCCUACAAGGAGCAGGGUGAGCUGAAGGUGAAGAGAGGCAUUGUGGAGCAGUGCUGUCACAAGCCCUGCAACCUCUUUGAGCUGCAGAACUACUGCAACUGA
Molecule: messenger RNA, 348 nt
Organism: Scleropages formosus (Asian bonytongue)
Lineage: Eukaryota; Metazoa; Chordata; Actinopteri; Osteoglossiformes; Osteoglossidae
Gene: ins
Product: preproinsulin
Exons: 2
Coding region: 13-348 (111 amino acids)
Cellular component (GO): extracellular region
Molecular function (GO): hormone activity
Source: RefSeq, a predicted model, not a curated record